This is a messenger RNA of Lotus japonicus, 2341 nucleotides long. RefSeq names its product cation/calcium exchanger 1-like. Gene Ontology annotation, biological process: transmembrane transport; monoatomic cation transport. Bases 385 to 2139 code for a protein of 584 amino acids. NCBI's taxonomy places the organism in Eukaryota, Viridiplantae, Streptophyta, Magnoliopsida, Fabales, Fabaceae. The record is from RefSeq and is a predicted model, not a curated record. The transcript has a single exon. Gene Ontology annotation, molecular function: monoatomic cation transmembrane transporter activity. Gene Ontology annotation, cellular component: membrane.
UAAAUAACUUUGAUAGGUUCAGUUUGGCUUCAUUCGUUUCCCUAUGUACGUCCCCUUUAUUAUCCACACAAUUGAACAUGCCUAACUCUUAUCACACACAUGGGAUGGGCAACGGUAGCACAAAUUGUGUUUUGCUUUGUAAUGAAACAAUAUGUAAAGUUUUUUGGCCUACCUUUGAUAUUCCAAUACCAGUACUGCAAGAACUCUUGGAGUUAAAUUUCCUUUUUCUGUCUUCUUCCUCAAACAAUCAGAUUCCUCUUCUUUUAAUUUUAGUACUGCCCAUACCCCAUAGUUAACAAGUAUCUAUACACAUCACUUCUAAGUUCUCACUUCUCACUUCAUAUGUUCACCCUGCCACCACAUCCUUAAGAAAAACUGCCCUAUAUGGCAGCUUUCAUCUCUGAGUUAAAGCUUCAAUCCAGAAAACUCAUUGUUUUCCUCAACAUAUCUUUCAUCUUCCUCCUCUGUCUCCUUCUAAAAGCUUACCUCCAUCCACCAAACUCAAAUUUUCAUGGCCAGCCCAACAAUGUUCCCCUCACAACCAUCUUCAACCAUGCUAGGUUGCUUAGUGAUGUUACUCUUGAUGGCUGCACUGACCUCCAUAAGUAUUCAGAUUACACUUCUAAGUGCUCAUAUGUCAAAAGCCAUCUUGAUUGCAGGUCAAAAGGGUACAUAAACUAUAUUCUAAUCUUCUAUUGCAAUCUAGGCCAGUCCCCAAUUUUAGGACAUGUUCUCCUUGCCUUGUGGCUUGUGGUUUUGUUCUAUCUUUUAGGUGACACAGCUUCCAAUUACUUCUGCAAUUCCUUAGAAGGAUUGUCCAACAUCUUGAGGCUCUCUCCCACUAUUGCUGGGGUAACCCUGCUUUCUCUGGGAAAUGGGGCUCCAGAUUUUUUUGCAAGCAUGGUUUCCUUCACAGGAUCUAACAGCAAUGGUGAAGUUGGUCUUAACAGCAUUCUUGGAGGGGCUUUUUUUGUGUCUUGCCCUGUCUUGGGGAUUAUAAGCAUUCUGAUUAGCACAAAAGAUGUUGCAGUUGAUAAGGCCAGUUUCAUCAGGGAUGUACUUUUCUUCCUUUUCUCUCUGCUCACCCUCCUCAUCAUCUUUUCCAUUGGUAAAAUCACCUUGUUUGGUUCAAUCUGCUAUGUUUCUCUUUACUUCCUUUAUGUCUGUGCUGUCUCAGCUACACAUCUUUUCUAUGGUGGAGAUACUAUAGAAAGGGAAUUCAAAGUCAUGUCUUUGGAUGAGUUACUAGAGUCUGGCAAUGGCAUACCACUGUUAGGCUAUGUUGAUGAUGAGAAAGAGAAACCAAAUUUGGCAGAAAAAGUGGUUGUUGAAGAUAUGGAGGAAAUGCCAGAAUGUAUUUACUUGGGGAAGUUUCUACAAUUACUAGAGUUACCUCUUUGGUUACCAAGAAGGCUUACUAUACCAGUGGUUUGUGAGGACAAGUGGUCUAAGCCAUAUGCUGUUAUAUCUGUCACAUUAGCACCAGUUUUGUUGGCUGCACUUUGCAAUGUCCAGAGGGAAAGAUUAGGUUCAAGGAACAGUCUUGUUAUGUACUUGGUAACUGCUUUGAUUGGCAUAGUUUUGGGGAAUAUGGCAUGUGUGACUACAAAGAGAUGUAGCCCACCAAAAAAGUCAUUGUUUCCAUGGCUAGCAGGGGGUUUUGCUAUGAGCAUAACAUGGACUUAUAUUCUUGCUCAGGAGCUGGUUUCCCUGUUGGUUUCAAUAGGGAACAUCAUUGGGAUUAGCCCUUCAAUCCUAGGGUUAACUGUCCUAGCUUGGGGUAACUCUCUUGGUGAUUUGAUAGCCAAUGGUGCCAUGGCUCUGAAUGGUGGGGCAGCUGGGGCCCAAAUGGCUGUUUCUGGUUGCUAUGCUGGGCCCAUGUUUAACACUUUGAUGGGCUUAGGCUUUCCUCUUGUUCUCUCUGCAUGGUCUGAACAUCCAGAGCCUUAUGUCAUUCCUAAGGAUAAUUCUCUCUAUCAAACCAUUCUGUUCUUGAUGGGAGGGGUGCUUUGGGCACUUGUGAUAUUGCCAAAGAAGAAUAUGAGGCUGGAUAAAGCAUUGGGAGCAGGGCUCUUGAGUGUGUACCUGUGCUUUCUGUUUAUAAGGAUAGCCAUGGCUAUUGGUUUUCUGAAAGUCUAGAUGUGGUUUCUAAGGGGAAACAUGGGUCCAUAUAUUGUGGCCCCUCUCAAGAAAUUUAUCAUACAUAGCAAAAUCAGCAUUUUCAGUCUGUAAAUUCAUUUAUCUUUUGUUUUAUUUCUAGUUAUUUAUGAGUCAUUUAACAUUAUAAUUGUAAGUAGGUACUUAUCUAACUUGAUCAUAAAAGGAAUUUCUUAUCUACUCC